AUGCAAUUAGCUGUAGCACUCUAUAAUAAUGAUGUUGAUGAUGAUGAUGAACUUGAAUUUCGUAAAGGUGAUAUAUUAACUGUACUUAUUGAAAAUCCGAAAGGAUUUGAUGGUUGGUGGUUAUGUAAACAUAAAAAUAAAUGUGGUUUAUGUCCUGAAAAUCGUUUAAAACUUAUUCAAAAUACAACAUCUUCGUCAAUACCAUCGAAUGAUUUUGUAAACUGUUGUUCUCGUCUAUCUACAAUAUCAAUGUAUGAUAGUUUAUCGAAUAGUUAUGAUAAAGCACCAUCAGAAUCAUCAUUAAAUCGUAAUUAUGAUAAUCGAGAAAAAUCAGACUUUAUUUGUAAUAUAAAAUCAUUUGAUUCAUCACCUGAUUCUUCAUCAAGAUCAUCCGGUAUUUAUUCAGCAAAUGAUCCUCAUUUAUCUUCAUCAUCAUCGGUUGAAUUUUUUGCAUCGAUUAAUAACGAUCAAUCGUUAUCUUUACUUGAUCUUAAUCAAUUAGAAAAUUCUUUUCGAAAACUAUCAAUUCAUUCAUUAAUUAUUGAUAAAUAUCGGCAACUUAUAUCUAAAACAAAUAAUAAUACAAUUCUUAAUUCAUUUAUAACUGAAUGUUAUUUAUUUCUACAAAAUUAUGGUUGUUUAUUAGAUCGAUAUACAUAUAAAUUAAUAAAAGAAACAUUUCUUUAUGACUUAGAACAUAAGAAAAAACGAAUAAUACAAUCAUCAACAAAAAUAAUACAAUUAAUAAAAUUAAUUAUUGAUUUACGAUUGAAAGAAAAUUCACCAAAGAAUAAUUCGACAAUAUCAAAUGAUGUUUUUAAAAAACUUCAUCUUAAACCAAUUGAUGAAAAACUGAGUACAUUAUCAAAAACACAAAUCAACGGAAAUUUAUCAAAUAAAAAUCAACGGUCACAUAUUGAAAAUUCUAAAAUACCUUUAUCAAAUUUUUUAACAGAAUCAUCGUCAAAUAAUAAACUGAAUCAUCCAGUAGAUCCAUUAAUUAAAUGUUAUUAUCGACAUAUAAAUCAACAAAUUGAUUUAAUUAUACGACGUUAUUCAUAUUUAUUAGAUAGUGAAUAUACAACUUCAUCGUUUAUAACUGAAGGUAAAGCAUUAGUCGUUGCAGGACAUAAACUUGUGUUUGUUCUUGAAACACUUCAUGAACAUUUACAUCAAAUACAAACACCAUUAAUUCAUCUAACAACACAAUUAUGUGAAACUUUAACAAAUUCAAUUCAAUUACUUAAACAAUUCAGUCAACAAAAUUGUACAAAUAUUCAAAAACUAAUGAUUCAAUUUAAACAAGACAUAAAAAUGAUUAUGAAUAUAGUCAAAAGAAUAAAACAAAAUUGUAGUUUAGCAUAA
Molecule: messenger RNA, 1365 nt
Organism: Adineta steineri
Lineage: Eukaryota; Metazoa; Rotifera; Eurotatoria; Adinetida; Adinetidae
Source: the annotation of a GenBank genome assembly